GGGCUGAGUACUGGCCACGGUGGAAAUUCGCUGGGGGCUCCUGCAAAAAUAACCAGAGGUCAACUCGGACUUUGUGCACAGGGCAUGGCGCCAGGGCCCUGCUGGGAAGUGCAGAGUCGAGGUCAGAUUUCCAGGUCCCAUCACUGUCACUGCCGCCGCCAUGCUGCCUCCUGGGACUGCACUCUUGACUCUGCUCCUGGCUGCGGGCUCCCUGGGUCGGAGGGCUCGGGGACCCCCUCAGCUCCUGUCCCCCAUCAACACCAUCCAGCCCAAGGCCAACUUCAAUGCUGAGCAGUUUGCAGGGACAUGGCUCCUGGCAGCUGUGGCCUCCUCGUGUCGCUCUCUGCAGGAGCAGGGCCACCGGCCUGAGGCCACCACCCUGCGUGUGGCUCCCCAGGACACAGCCAUGGCUGUCAACACCUUCCGAAAGCUGGAUGGUAUCUGCUGGCAAGUGCAACAGCUCUAUAGAGGCACGCAGGUCCCAGGCCGCUUCCUGCUCCAAGCUCGAGGUGCCAGGGGGCCGGUGGACGUGGUCAUUGGGGAGACCGACUAUCAGGGUUUCGCCAUCCUGUACCUGGAGCGGGCACGGCGGCUGUCAGUGAAGCUGUAUGUCCGCUCGCUGCCCGUGAGCGACUUGGUCCUGAGCACAUUUGAGCAGUCAGUGCAGCGGGCCAACCUGACUGAGGACCACAUCUACUUUUUCCCCAAGUACGGUUUCUGUGAGGCCGCUGACCAGUUCCACCUCCUGGAUGAGGUGAGGAGGUGAGGCCCUCGGCAGCCCCACACCGAGAAGGAGUGAAGAUCCCUCACAAGCUUGGCACCCCCUCGGGCCAGGGCCACUCACAGGGACUCUCCCCCACCUGCCCCCAAAGCUGGCCCUCGUCCCCAGGACCAGGACGCUGCCCCCAUUAAAUGCUGUCGUUUUCA
Messenger RNA from Rhinolophus ferrumequinum (greater horseshoe bat), 927 nucleotides. RefSeq names its product complement C8 gamma chain (gene C8G). Gene Ontology annotation, cellular component: membrane attack complex. The record is from RefSeq and is a predicted model, not a curated record. The transcript is spliced from 8 exons. Gene Ontology annotation, biological process: complement activation. The coding region runs from base 161 to 766 and encodes 201 amino acids. Lineage: Eukaryota; Metazoa; Chordata; Mammalia; Chiroptera; Rhinolophidae.